Talpa occidentalis (Iberian mole) is the source of this 3562-nucleotide messenger RNA. RefSeq names its product glutathione S-transferase zeta 1 (gene GSTZ1). The record is from RefSeq and is a predicted model, not a curated record. Gene Ontology annotation, biological process: L-phenylalanine catabolic process; glutathione metabolic process. Bases 2534 to 3187 code for a protein of 217 amino acids. The transcript is spliced from 9 exons. Gene Ontology annotation, cellular component: cytoplasm; mitochondrion. Gene Ontology annotation, molecular function: glutathione transferase activity; maleylacetoacetate isomerase activity. Lineage: Eukaryota; Metazoa; Chordata; Mammalia; Eulipotyphla; Talpidae.
CUCCGGACGCCCUCUGCUGGGAUUGCCCGCCCGGCCCUGCUUGCUCCUCUCCCGGCCGAUCGACUUGACAAGUCCCAACAGUUAACGGUUUUGGGUGGUUUGCAUUUUACGAGCCCCCGGGGCGUGGGGGCUGCAGGGGCACUGGGGUCCUCCCGGGAGCUCCUGCCCCAGCGGCAUCGCGUCAGCCUGUAAAAAGGGCCCAGAGCAAAUCUUAUUUCGUGCCUUUCCCUCCUCCCCCCACGAAUCUUAAGAGCUGCAGUUUGGCGGGCACACCCAGUGCAUCACUUUAAUACCCCCAGAUGGGACUUGAGGAGUCUUUGUCUAAAGGCAUGUGAACGAAGUGGUUGAAAAAUAAAAUCCUGCUUGAGUGGUGAGAAUCUGUAUUUGAAUUGGAAACAGAAUUCCUCCGGGAGUGGUGAUGAGGUGAAUAGUUGAGCAUAAAAUCAGCUCCACAACUGCAAAAGGAAAUAGCGAUGCCUCAUAUAAUGAUCAUUAGUAAGAGAAAGAGCCGAAACUGCCCUCCACUGUGUCUCCUGCUGACCCAUGAGUAGGAAACCUGAGGGCAGUGGCCUUGGCAAGUGCAGGCCAAAGGUGUGACAUUUAGUAACUAAGGCAGUUCUGCAAGACCUCUGUUGCUCCCUAGUCAUCCCAUCCCUCACUGACUGGCCCUGUCUCAGCCCCAGGGACCCUUCCAGUCUGGCGGGGUCAGCAAAGAGAUGUACCUCCAAAGAGGGUAAUUCUGGGGCCCUCCCUGAUGCUGCAAGGGGUUAAGUCACAGCACUAUGGAGCUAUCAGCAGCCACUGCAGAACAAGUUCAAUCCCCAGCCAGGGAGCUGACUCACAUGGCCUAGCAGACCUCUCCUGUUAUCCCUGCUACUCCCCUCAGCAGUGCAUUUCUGUCAAUCUGCCUGUUCUGCUCCCAGCUCUGUCUCUGGUGAAUCUUCUCUCCACCCCCCACCCCAACCUCUGGCCUUGUAUGCAUAAAUAAAUUUUUGAAAAUAAAAACAAAAGAAGGUAAUUCUGAAUGUACCCUCACCUCCUCCCCUUCCAAGUACACCCGCUGCCUCUCAUCUGCUUUCGGUGCCAGAACCAUCUUUUAUUUUUCCCACGAAAGCUCCCUUUGGUACAGGAUGGAACUCGAGCUCAGGAACCCACUUGGCCCUUGCGCACCUAGAAGACCUGGAACAUCAGAGAUAGUGAGAGCAGGUUUAGAAAGCAGGUUGGUGUGCCUGGCAAGGCGAAGGGAGAGGGAACUUGAAUGAAAUGCUUAUAGUCAGGGGGUAAUAAGGGUGAUCUGAGAAAAUCAGGUCAGUUCAAUCUCAUCUACAUGGAUACACAUGUGUUUGCCUGAAGAUUCAUGAGCUAAUUACUAGUGCUUCUGUCUUGGGCCCUGCUAAGAAAUGCUGCUUGUCCAUGAAGCUCUAGAGAAAUUAACUUUUUCCUUAAACUUUAGAGGUGGCCUCCGGUAACCUAAAGGUAACAAAUGAGAGAAGUAGGUCAGGCGGGCACCAAGGCAGAUCAGUGAGAACAUACCCUGAUUAAAAGGGGCCAUUAAUUGUUCUUGAUUAAUCAUUUCUACUCAGGAACCCCAGUCUGCUCCAGAUAUUUUUUAAAGGAAAAAGAGACAACAGGAUUUGCAUAUGAAAUGUCCUGAUUUUUUUUAAUCUUGGCAACUAAUUGAAACAUUUUUAAAUACUGUGUAGACCAAACAGAGCACUGGGCUGCCAACCUGCCACUUCAGCCUUGGUGUAAAUAUUCCCCAGCUAUUUUAAUGACACCAGUGGAGAGCCUGGAGGUCUGGUAGGUGAUGAGUAGAAAGAGAUGGACACUGAAGCAUCAAAGAAUUCCUGGUCUUCCUGGCCACCACUGAAAGGAAUCUAAGCCAUCAUUUUAGGGCAACCUUUCCUUUUAUAGAUGAGGGCACUGAAAAACGAGAGAAGGCAGGGAUUUAUUCAAGGUCAGGCAGCACUGUCUCUGUGAAUGGCAGCCUCAAAACCAGUAAACCCUGGGGCCUUCCUAGGGCCUCACUGGUGAUGCAAAGGGUUAAGUCUCAGCACUAUGAAGCUAUCCGCAGCCACUGCAGCACUGAGUUCGAUCCCGACCAGGGAGCUGACCCAUAUGGCUCAGCAGACCUCUCCUGUCUCUCCUGUCUCCCCUUAGCAAGCAGUGUAUUUCAGUAGAUCCACCUGUUCUGCUCCCCACUCUGUCUCUGGUGAAUCCUCUCACCUCUCCCCCCACACCUCUGGCUACAUCCCAGUUCUUGUAUGCAUAAAUAAAAAUAAAUCUUUAAAAAAAAAAUACAGUAAACCCUGUCUGCCUUGGACACCAAAUCUGGCUCCCCCAGGAGCAUAAAAAACUACCCACAAGUUGGAAAGAGAUGCCUUUUCUGGCUAGAGUCAAAAUUACCCUUCAGCUUUUCUAACCCAACUUUCCCAUUGGCUCAAGGGAGCCACGCCUUCAUAGCCCCUCCCCCUGCCAGCUAGUUUUGUGAAAAAGAGACAUUCUCCGGGAGGCCAAGGGUCACCACAGCACCAUGACUGAGUCUGGCAAGCCCAUCCUCUAUUCCUAUUUCCGAAGCUCCUGCACAUGGAGAGUUCGAAUAGCUCUGGCCUUGAAAAACAUCAACUAUGAGAUAAUUCCUAUCAACCUCAUAAAGGAUGGGGGGCAGCAGUUCUCCCCAGAAUACCAGGCACUGAACCCCAUGAAACAGGUGCCAGCCCUGAAGAUUGAUGGACUCACCAUUGGCCAGUCGCUGGCCAUCAUUGAGUACCUGGAGGAGACCCGGCCCACGCCCAGACUCCUGCCUCAGGACCCCAAGAAGAGGGCGCACGUGCGCAUGAUCUCCGACCUCAUCUCCAGCGGCAUCCAGCCCCUGCAGAACCUGUCUGUCCUGAAGCAAGUGGGAGAGGAGAACCAGCUGGCCUGGGCCCAGAAGGUCAUCAGUUCUGGAUUUAAUGCUCUAGAGAAGAUCCUGAAGGGCACAGCGGGCAAGUACUGUGUGGGAGAUGAGGUGACCAUGGCUGAUCUGUGCUUAGUGCCUCAGGUGGCAAAUGCUGAAAGGUACAAAGUGGAUAUCACUCCCUACCCUACCAUCAGCCGCAUCAACAAGUCACUGCUGGCCUUGGAGGCCUUCCAGGUGUCUCACCCCCUCCGGCAGCCGGACACACCGCCUGAAUUGAGAGCCUAGUGCUCAAACCCAAGCUCACGGGUGUGGGGGCAGGCCAAGGUGUGCCAGAGCAGAAGCUGGGUGGGCUACAUGGUCCUGGAAACAAGUGAGCCUAACUGCAGAGGAAGGAGACUGGCACUCCUAGCUCUGGAUCUGCCUUCCCCCUGAACCUCUUCCUGCCUCAGUCCCCCCGUUUUCCAGUGUGGGCAGAGUGGGGUAGGACGAUGCUGAGAGGCGGUUCGGCAGACAUACCUGUUAUCUGCACCAUUAGGCAGCCAUGACGAUGACAUGAGGUUUGCCAGAAAGCCAUAAAGAAGCCUGAGUACCCCUAUCCUUCCCCCCACUGUAUCUGACUCCAGAAUGCCCACCCCUACAUCUGGUCAUUAAACUGAAGCC